This is a messenger RNA of Exophiala dermatitidis NIH/UT8656, 4669 nucleotides long. RefSeq lists its product as uncharacterized. The record is from RefSeq and is a predicted model, not a curated record. The transcript is spliced from 3 exons. Gene Ontology annotation, molecular function: ATP binding; ATP-dependent chromatin remodeler activity. Lineage: Eukaryota; Fungi; Ascomycota; Eurotiomycetes; Chaetothyriales; Herpotrichiellaceae. Bases 665 to 4087 code for a protein of 1140 amino acids.
GCCGAGGUUAAAACAACGUCAAUCCUUCCACGCUUCCACCAGCAUGGUCGAGCAACUACCUAUCGACUGUGUAACACUUUGUCUCCUUUUCAUUUCGAACACCGCCAUCCCACUUGGUUUCCCCUCUGUCUGAUCGCCGUGUCUUGCUAAGCUCAGGCAGCCGAUGCCAUCGAGCACAAGGUUCCCGCUGCAGCCAACCGCAGCUUGGUUUUUGCUGGAGUUGUCGGUUACAGUACCCAAAUCAAUAAACGAUGAUGGGAACCGGGUGCCUGUCCGUCUCAAGGAAGGAACGCUCUGUUGAGGAUGAAUUGAACGUCGUCGUCCUUCUCUCUCUGGGUCGGUUCACUUAUCACUGGCAUGUGCUCCUUGGGAGAACUCACUUUAGCGUUGCUUCACUGGCACAAGGCUACGCUCUCCUUUAUCGAACCCUCAUUUCUCUUUUCUCUCGAUUCGGGCCCAGUCUUGCUGUCACGUGCUAUCCAAAUUCACUACCUUGUUGUAUCACAGUAUCUAUAUAAGUCUCGUCGCGCGCGUCUUCUUUCUCUCUCCCUUCUCUCCUUCUCCACAGUUCGUUCGUUCUCUCGCGUCUUCUCUUUUCUUCUUUUCAUUGGAGUGGCUAUGUGAUCUCAUUUCCCUUUGCCCUGUUCAUAACUGAGGAAAGGCCAUGGCACAGCCCGAUAUCCCAGGCUUUGAUGCCAACUCGGUCUAUAUCGAUCUCACUUCUGAAGAUGAUGGUGAUACUGCCCCAGAAACCCACCUAUCGGCCCCGGUCUCCGUCCAUAUCAAGCAGGAAGAGGCCGAACCGAGCCUUUUUAGCCCUCUCCCAGAAGCUGAUCCUUCAGAUGACCUUGGCAUAUCACUUGAAAACAUCAACGCCUUGAGACAAUACAACGAGAACAAGGGAAACUUUUCCACCCCACAUGGAGAUGUCUCUGCCAAUGUCGCUUGGCCUACAGAUCAAGAUUUUGAGAGGCAGCUUUGGGAGGCUGCUCAUGAUCUCGACCCUGCCGCCGAGAAUGAGUUGGCGGUGGCCAACUUUGCUCGCCUCCGUGAAGAAUACGAGCAAAAGAAAUCAUUGGGAACCGCGACCAGAGUUGAUGACGUCCAAUUCGCAGCCGACGAAGCGGCAGAGCAGAGCCGUUUACGGGACUUUGCUAGGGGUCAGCUUGUUUUAGAAGCCUCGUCCCCAUAUCAGACAACGCUUCCACCUGGCUACGUCGAGGAGGAUUCCCUGUUCAUCCCCGAGGGACCGGGGACGCCGCCUGAAGAUGAGGUCCCAGCUGGUCGGUCAGUCCCAAGGGCCAAGAAUAGAAUCAACAAACAAGAACUAAGCGAGGCCAUGUCUGUUGGUAUCGAGGCAGGUUACUCAAAGAGCGGGAAGCCUAAAAGGAAGGCGGCCACUACAUCUGAUGGUCCACGGCCGAAAAAGCCGCGCACCCCGAAAACAUCGGCUGCAAGGAAACCAGCACAAAGGCGAAAGCGAACAGGGCCCAUGCUAACCAACCUAUCGUCGCUCGGCAGGAGUAAUGUGGUGUCUGACGCACAGGCCAAUGUUUUCAAGCCAGACAUGCCUACCUUUACCGCUCGCGAUAAGAACAAAGCCCUUUCGCAGUUGAUUGCCAGUAUUCCAUCCGCCGACCGAGCUUCCAGCGGCGGGGAUAGGAAGGCAAUAAUAGCUGCCACGAAAAAAUUCAAUGGCAUUGGCGCCGUUAGAGCGGAUGGACAAGGCGGUUGGAGACAUAAAGACAUGGAAUCGUCGCUGUAUCAUCAUCAGCUUCUCGGUGUGGCCUUUAUGCGUGAUCGCGAAAAGUCAGAUACCAAACCCAAGGGCGGGAUGCUUUGUGACGAGAUGGGCUUCGGAAAGACUAUACAGAUGAUUGCCAACAUUCUGGACGGAAAGCCCGAUGCAAACAGCCCGUGCAAGACGACACUGAUUGUUUGCCCGCCAUCUUUACUGCCCCAGUGGAUGUUGGAGAUGGACAAGCACGUCAAAGGCGCCAGGCUCGGUCGUAUCAUUCGAUACCACUCUGGAGCACGUCUUCUUAGCAACGACGUUGUUGCCGACCUAUCUGCCUAUGACAUAAUCCUUACCUCCUACGCCGAGGUGCAAAAGAGCUAUCCGAUCGCAGAGGCGCCAAAACACCUAUCGAGCGAGGCCAGGAAGAACGAAUGGUGGGACAAAUUUUACAACGAAAACGUCGGACCUUUGCACCGAAUCAAAUUCCAUCGGAUUGUGCUGGACGAAGCCCAUCAAAUCAAGAACCACUUGUCCAGGACUUCUCGUGCCAUUCGCGCCCUCACAGGUGUUUACAGAUGGUGUAUCACCGGCACCCCUGUCCUCAACUACAUUGAGGAGCUGUUCCCGUACUUCCACUUCCUAAGAGUCCCACACACAGGUGACUAUGCCACGUUUUGCAACAACUUUUGCAACAACCGGACAGGUCGAGAGCCCAUCAAUAUGGGAAGAAUACACAACAUCCUCCGCGCGAUUAUGCUGAGAAGGACGCAUGUUGACACGCUGUUCAAUGCUCCCAUCGUCAAACUUCCGGGCAUCACCCAUACAACGCAUCUAGUUGAAUUCAACGAGGUCGAAAGAGCCAUCUACAAAAUGGUCAAGAGCAGAUACAUAGCUCAGAUCAACAAGUACUCGCGGGCAGGCGAACUCAGUCCAAAUUAUCGAAGCAUAUUUGGGAUGAUGCUGCGGCUCAGGAUGCUGUGCUCCCACAUCUUGCUCUGCCAGGGCGUGCUAAAGCAGAUGUUUGAUGCGUCAGACAUUGAAACACUAUGGCGGUUAACUGCCAGAGAGGUCCAAGCAUCCAGUGACGAGACUCAAAUCAACACUAUCGAGGCACUGCGAAGAAUGUUACAGAAGAAAGACAAUACGUUGGUGACAUCUCAGACCCAAGCCACAGGAGCAGAAGAAACUGUGACAGCCAUCCCAGAAUCCAGCCAAGACGCCGACAAUUCUGAGAAUACAACAGGAAAUUUUGCCCUCUCAUUCAAGUUCCGCAAAUUCCUGCGCUCGCUAAGCGAAUCAAAGACCUGGACUGAACUACACCUGCGGUCAACAUGUGGCAAGUGUCUUCUUCCACCGGAUGAUCCGAUCUGCACGUCUUGCCUCCAUGUAUACUGCAAAGAAUGCAUCAACGCCAUGGAGUACGAGCGACAGGAGCGCGGCGAAGAGAAAUGCGCCUGCCUCACAUGUGGUGUGAACUUUGAAGAAACAUCACCUUGCUUGGGCUUACAGGAACUCGGUUUCAACGGCGAGGAAGUGAGCAAAAAGGUUGAAAAGGCCAAAAGGAAGCGCGCUAGACGCUCGAGCAGCUCCCUCGGCCCCAGCCAGAGCGAAAGUGGUACCAGACGCAAUAGCAUUCGUGGCAUCACGGACAGUGACGACGAGAGCGACGAAGAAGAGAAAGAUCCGGACUGGAUCGAAUUAAUGGGAAGCACAGUAUUGCCCUCCGCGAAGCUCACCGCAACCAAAGCCGCAAUCCUCAACUGGCAGCAAACCUCUAAAGGCGAAAAGAUCGUCAUCUACACUCAGUUUCUGGGUCUGUGCAGAAUCCUGGACAAGAUCUGCAACGCCGAGGGAUGGGGCCAUGUUCUUUUUCACGGCAAGAUGACGCUCGAGGCACGCGAAAAGGCCAUCGAGAAGUUCGACCAUGACCCCAAUGUCAACAUCAUGAUAUGCAGUCUUAAAGCCGGCGGCGUUGGACUCAACCUCACCAUGGCGUCCAAAGUCAUCAUUUUGGACUUAUGGUUCAAUUCAUCAAUCGAGGCCCAGGCCUACUGCCGCACAUUCCGUAUCGGGCAGACCCGUCCAGUCGAAGUUCUGCGUUUCGUCGUCAAAGACAGCAUUGACGAAGACCUUAUCAAGAUGCAAGACCGUAAGGAUAUCGAAGUCACUGCCGCUAUCGGACCUGAGAAUCUAGGCAAACGAGCUACCAUCCAGCAGCUCCUCGAACUAUUUGGUGAGAUCAGAGAAGAAGGCCAAAAUGAAUUCAUUUUGGUUGAGGACCAGGAUCAAGACGGCGAAGAUGAUCCGAAUACUCCAAUGGCGGGAAGACUGCCUCCUCGUCCUUUUUAGUGGAGCGCCUUUCAUGCCUUCUGUCCUCGCGCAGGAUUCGGUCUAUGCCGCGCGGUCAUAUCAUCUCCUCAACUUAACUCCGAAUGCCCGUCCUGUCAACUUCGCCCGCUUCCGGUACUUCACGAUCGCACACAAUUUCUUCGCUCUGGGGGCCUUCAAUAGCAUUUCCUGUGAACAGAAUAAGCACAUUCAUGAUAGCUGCUACUUCAUUCCCUGGAGACGACCAACGAACGGAUUGGAGCCGCGGAGAGAUGGGCGGCACUGCGAGCUGUAUGUACCCAUGCAUGAAUCAGAAACGGGUGCUACUUUGAAUCCAGAAUCCAGACCCCCAUCGUCCGAACUGGACGAGGCACAUCUGUCCGCACACACAGAAAUACACCCUUCUCUUUCUGCUUCCAAGCUAGGCAGUCUUGCGGCCAUGGUAGCGAGGUACGUACAUAGGGUAGUUCCAUAGCCAAAAAUACUGUACAGAUUAAUCCAACGUGUUUCUGAAGAGAGAAAGGCCAAGUCAAUAGAUUGCAGUCCCAAUUUCUAGUGCUACUGCCUGCUCCUGCUAUUGAAUAUUUAGCAUUUCAAUCUGCA